This is a messenger RNA of Quercus lobata, 1035 nucleotides long. RefSeq lists its product as uncharacterized. The transcript has 2 exons. Bases 1 to 1035 code for a protein of 344 amino acids. The record is from RefSeq and is a predicted model, not a curated record. NCBI's taxonomy places the organism in Eukaryota, Viridiplantae, Streptophyta, Magnoliopsida, Fagales, Fagaceae.
AUGAAGCUGCGGCUCCAGCAGGUUCAACAAGCUCAACAGGAAGAGAACCGGUCCAAAGAUAACUUGGAGGAAGAAGGGGAUAGUCAACGGAGAGGAACCCCCCGAAGACCAGCUACUCCGGACGAACAGAACUCAGAUCUUCUUCGAGAAAUGAGGAAAGAGAUGGACGAACUAAGGAGCGCUAUCAGAGAGAAGACGGACCGAAGCGUAGACAAAAUGAUAAGGGCUACGGAUUUGCCAUUCACUGCUACGGUACUUGAAUGCCCCGUGCCGUCAAAGUUUCGCUUGCCUCAAUUGGAGCCAUUCGACGGACUCAAGGACCCACAGGAUCAUCUUAAUACCUUUAAGACGACUCUGGGUCUUCAGCAACCACCUGACGAGAUAUUGUGUCGUUCCUUCCUGACGACUCUCAAAGGAGCUGCAAGAGAAUGGUUUACUAAGUUGCCAAACUCGUCCAUAGACAAUUUCAAUCAGCUGAGUAGUGCCUUCUUGCGCCACUUCAUAGGGGGACAACGCCCAAGGAGGCCAGUAGAUUACUUACUCACCAUAAGACAAGGAGAGAAGGAGACUCUGAGGUCAUAUGUCAAGCGAUUCACCUGGGAAACUCUGGAAGUAAACGAAGCUGAUGACAAGGUACAGCUGACGACUUUCAAAGCAGGGUUGCAAUCCAGAGACCUCGUGGCCUCUCUUGCAAAAAACCCCCCGAAGACGAUGGCGGAGAUGCUCCUGAAGGCACAAAAGUACAUGAACGCGGAAGAUACUCUAACUGCCAUAAAAGAUACCAAGAGGCCAGGAGACAAGUGCAAGAGGGAAGACGACCGUAGGGGGCAAAAGAGAGAUAGACUAGAACGUCGGAAAAAUGACGGGAAUAGAAGGAAGGACGACAGAAAUCCUCGGACGCUUCAGUGGAGACAGGGUCUACCCCAGGAGUAUAGUGACACUGACGGUGACGGCUGGGACCUACCCAUUGCAGUUGACCAAACAAGUAGACUUAUUGGUGGUAGAUUGCCCCUCAUCCUACAAUGUCAUCAUUAG